AUGUCCGAUUGCCUCUUUGAAGGCAAAAUACGCUUCAAAGAGCACAACAGAGGAAGUGGAAGAAAAGUUGAGAAGAGAACCAUUGAUACCAGCAGCACGAAGACAGAGGAUGGUGUCUUUAAUGAUACUGAAUCAAUCAAAGAUGGUGAUGAUGUGGAUAUAGGUGGUCAGUCGAAAAGGCAAUUUGACCUUCCAGUAGAUCUAGUGCCACCUUCUGAAGUAGGCCCUGAAAACGGUGGAACACCAAAGAGAAAAAGGAAAGAACGGCCAAAGGAGGAGAAAGCACUUGAAGCUGGUCUACUUGAAAACGAGGAUGAAGCCCAGAAAUAUGAGGCAAGAGCUGACAAUAGGACCCAGAAUUUUGUGUGUGGAAGAUGGACAAGAGCCUAA
This is a messenger RNA of Prunus armeniaca (apricot), 390 nucleotides long. Lineage: Eukaryota; Viridiplantae; Streptophyta; Magnoliopsida; Rosales; Rosaceae. The record is from the annotation of a GenBank genome assembly.